Drosophila elegans is the source of this 1315-nucleotide messenger RNA. RefSeq names its product splicing factor U2af 38 kDa subunit (gene U2af38). Gene Ontology annotation, cellular component: U2AF complex; spliceosomal complex. Lineage: Eukaryota; Metazoa; Arthropoda; Insecta; Diptera; Drosophilidae. The coding region runs from base 203 to 1018 and encodes 271 amino acids. Gene Ontology annotation, molecular function: metal ion binding; pre-mRNA 3'-splice site binding. The record is from RefSeq and is a predicted model, not a curated record. Gene Ontology annotation, biological process: mRNA splicing, via spliceosome. The transcript is spliced from 2 exons.
UGUAGCUCUAGAUUUGAAGCUGGCAACGCCGCGCACAUACGACCAGACGCUGCUUUUCUACGUGCGGCAACCGAAAAUAAUUGAAAAUUGGCCGAAAAUAAACAGGCGGCGCACAUAAUUGCAAUUCAAACGCGUUGCAGAGGCAAGCGAGCAGCGAAGUAACACAUUUUGGCAGCAGCAACAACACAGCACAGCCGCCACCAUGGCCGAGUACUUGGCAUCCAUUUUUGGCACGGAAAAGGACAAGGUUAACUGCUCGUUUUACUUCAAGAUUGGCGCCUGCCGCCACGGCGACCGGUGCUCGCGCAUCCACAACAAGCCCACCUUCUCGCAGACGGUGCUGCUCCAGAAUCUGUACGUGAAUCCCCAGAACUCGGCCAAAUCCGCGGACGGGUCCCAUCUGGUGGCCAAUGUCUCCGAUGAGGAGAUGCAGGAGCACUACGACAACUUCUUCGAGGACGUGUUCGUCGAGUGCGAGGACAAGUACGGCGAGAUCGAGGAGAUGAAUGUGUGUGACAACCUGGGCGACCACCUGGUCGGCAAUGUCUACAUCAAAUUCCGUAACGAGGCGGAUGCGGAAAAGGCGGCGAACGACUUGAACAACCGGUGGUUCGGCGGGCGGCCGGUCUACUCGGAACUCUCGCCGGUCACCGAUUUCCGCGAGGCCUGCUGUCGACAGUACGAGAUGGGCGAGUGCACCCGGUCCGGCUUCUGCAAUUUCAUGCACCUGAAGCCCAUUUCGCGGGAGCUGCGGCGGUACCUCUACUCCCGCCGCCGCCGAGCCCGCUCCCGUUCCCGCUCCCCGGGCCGCCGUCGCGGCUCCCGCAGCAGGUCAAGAUCGCCGGGACGCCGGGGAGGCGGCAGGGGCGACGGCGUCGGCGGCGGAAACUACUUGAACAACGAGCGGGACAACAUGCGCGGCGGCAAUGAUCGCGGCAACGAUCGCGAUCGCCGCAAAGGAGGCGGCGGUGGAGGAGGAGGAGGUGGCGGUGGCGGCGGUGGUGGUGGACGGUAUUAAAUCUCCUGGUCAUUUUUUAACACGGUGGCAAUUGAGAGAGAGACAGUAACGGACAAGUAACAACGCCAAGUAUCGUGUAUUUUAUUCUCUGCGUUAGUUUUCCACAUUUUUAUAUCACUUCGGAGGAGAGACGAGAAGAGGAGAAGGAGGACGAAUAAGGAUGAUGGGGUGUUCCACCACCACCUAUGUACAAACCCCCCGCGAAAUACUUUACCGAGCGCCCAUUAGAAUUGUAAUUUACUAUACACACAUUCGUAAUAAUAAAAUUGAGUAAUACUAUAUGUAUACAGAAAAUAA